Messenger RNA from Ostrinia furnacalis (Asian corn borer), 555 nucleotides. RefSeq names its product alpha-tocopherol transfer protein-like. Lineage: Eukaryota; Metazoa; Arthropoda; Insecta; Lepidoptera; Crambidae. Gene Ontology annotation, molecular function: phosphatidylinositol bisphosphate binding. Gene Ontology annotation, cellular component: membrane. The annotation marks the transcript as partial. The record is from RefSeq and is a predicted model, not a curated record. The transcript is spliced from 5 exons.
AGUUAAUUGUUGUUUAAUUAUCAUUUUUUGUUUCUUUACAGACAAGGCCCACCUCUUCCAGGUUUGACACCAAAUGGAAGAAGAGUCACGGUAUGUAGAGGUGUACAAUCAAACUUGAACGCCAACGAGAUCGCAGACACCCUCAAGUUAGCUCUCAUGAUUGGGGACGUCCGCCUAAUCGAGGAAAGGGAGGGCGUGGCUGGUGACGUGUAUGUGCUGGACGCUGCUGUACUAGGUCCCAGCCUGCUGGCCAAGCUGUCCCCAACUACCAUCAAGAAGUUCAUGAUCUGUGUUCAGGAAGCGUACCCGGUGAAACUGAAGGAGGUCCAUAUCGUCAACACAUCGCCCAUCGUCGAGAGAUUCGUCAACUUUGUCAAACCAUUCCUCAAAGAAAAAAUCAGGAAACGCAUAUUCAUCCACAAAGAAGUGAAAGACUUAUACAAGCACGUGCCUCAAGAGAUGCUCCCUGUUGAAUACGGCGGACCAUGUGGCACCAUGGAGGAUCUGCAAGAGCAAUGGAAGAGCAAACUGGCUGAAUACAAAGAGUGGUUCGAG